Molecule: messenger RNA, 1573 nt
Organism: Folsomia candida
Lineage: Eukaryota; Metazoa; Arthropoda; Collembola; Entomobryomorpha; Isotomidae
Product: solute carrier family 35 member G1
Exons: 4
Coding region: 249-1502 (417 amino acids)
Cellular component (GO): membrane
Source: RefSeq, a predicted model, not a curated record
GUGAGAACAGACAUACAGAAUACGAUCAAAGUUUUACUCCAGGUUAUUCACACACACUUCCUGAUCAUUUUAUUACAUCACCAGCAACAUCACUUAUUUUGAUGUUUCAUAUAAACAGAAGGGAAUGCACACCUCCCUUUUCAUACCGCUCCUUUCACUUUAAUGUCUACAUUGUAAUUCAAACAAUACAUUAUAAACACAUCAUUUCAAAGUGUUGAAUAAAUAAUAUCGGAGUAUUCUACUUAAACAUGGUGUCUGACGGCGAAGACCAUUGUUCGGAGGACACUAAAUUUAUUCGCCGGCCAACGAAACCUGGUGGACGCUUACCACGACCACGCAGUGCCUCUCAAAUAAUUUCAAAUCCUAAAUUAGUUAAGAGUUUACAAAAUCUUGACAUUGCGCCUCGUUUGGGUUUAAUUAGGCCUGCGUCUUGUGUCAACAUUCGUGUUGAAGAUUCAGGCAGACGGUUCCAGGAAGAGUUUGAGUUACAGAAAAGUCAACAAAGUGGUGGUGGAAGUUUAGUUCGUGGCGUGUGUCAGAAAUACUUGGGAAUUAUUUUGGCACUUUUUGCCAGUCUUGUGUUCUCCCUGUCGUCAAUUAUUGUCAAGGCCAUUUCUGAGAACUACCAUCCUUACACUCUUUCUCUUUGGACAUUUCAAGGGUUAUUUCUCCCGUCCUUCGUUGUUCUCUUGUUUCAAUGUGGCUUCGGGAAGAAUCCCGUCUGCCACCGGAUAUUGCCUCUCAGAGCAAAAGGAAACUUUUUGAACUUUUCCUUGGUUGUGUUUCGAGCUUUUUGCGGAGCUGGUGGGACCGUCCUCAAGGUAUACUCUUUGCAGUAUAUGACCGCUGCAGAUUCAACAGUGAUUGCUUUUAGCUCACCCGUGUUUGUGGUUAUCGUCGCGUGGAUGUGUUUGGAUGAAAAAUGUGGCGUCGUUCCAAUCGUUACUGCUGUUGCUGUGCUCGUCGGUGUCGGAAUUAUUACGAGACCACCAUGGAUUACCGGAGAAAAGGAAUUCGACACAAAGCUGUUGAUCGGUUGUUCACUGGCGACUGGCUGUAUGCUUCUCAGUGUUUUUACCGUCGUCAUUCUACGAUACAUUCGCGACGUUCAUUAUGCUGUUAUAGCAUUUUUCUAUGGAUUAAUUGGGACAAUGGUCAGUUUAGGACUGUGUGUGUGGGAAGAUGAACUGAAAGCUCCAGAAACUAUUCAACAUUGGUUUUACGCCGUCGGAGUAGCGUUCUUGACAUUUGUCGGGCAAAAUGCCCUCACCCUCGCUCUCCAAUACGAACAAGCCGGUCCAAUCUCUUUGAUCCGGCCUUCCGAGAUUUUAUUUAUUUUCGUUUGGCAAUUCCUCUUUCUCAACAAAAUUGCUGACUGGCCUAGUUUGGUUGGAGCCUUGAUCGUAUUCAUGGGAGUGCUGACAAUCACGGCAAGAAAGUGGAUUUCCACGCUGCCCAAAGCGAACCAUUUCCGCAAAUCAUGUGGUGUUUUACUAAUAUGAAUUAAUGAACUGUAUUAAAUUUUGUAUAAUGUGACAUCAAUGCAAUAAAUGCUAUUUUACAUACAUUUUAA